AUGAGCUACCAGAAUAUGCUGGAAUCCGAUGGGAUCUCGAGCGAGGACACGAGCCAAAGUCAUGAAGGCUUCCAGUGCACGGAAAAGAAGGACGCUGGCUUCAUCCGCGCGAGGUUCCGCUACUUCUGGGGGCCUUUGGUCCUAGGGCUGUCGGCUGAGAUUCUGCUGAUCCUGGCGGUGCUGAGAUAUGAAAAGAAGAACUGGGAUGAAAUGCUGCCGGUCCUUCAGCAACUGGAUUUGGACGCCAGCAACCUGAGCGGUCCAGGCUUCCAGUUUGUGUUCGUCUUUGUGGCCUGCUUGGUUGGGCGGAUCCUCACACUCUGGGGCUGGCGCUGGACGCUCUGCCGUGGGAAGGACAGCCAAUUUGGUGCAAUCUUCAUGGGUUUCAACUGCUUGCAAUGGCUUGUCUACUUCUGGCUCCUGGGGCUGGAAACCGGCCAUCCGACUUAG
Molecule: messenger RNA, 450 nt
Organism: Symbiodinium natans
Lineage: Eukaryota; Dinophyceae; Suessiales; Symbiodiniaceae
Source: the annotation of a GenBank genome assembly